Mercenaria mercenaria is the source of this 2335-nucleotide messenger RNA. RefSeq lists its product as uncharacterized. Gene Ontology annotation, cellular component: mitochondrial outer membrane. The transcript has 11 exons. The record is from RefSeq and is a predicted model, not a curated record. The coding region runs from base 62 to 1540 and encodes 492 amino acids. Gene Ontology annotation, biological process: mitochondrial protein catabolic process; mitophagy by internal vacuole formation. NCBI's taxonomy places the organism in Eukaryota, Metazoa, Mollusca, Bivalvia, Venerida, Veneridae.
GCAAAGUCAACAUCGGGCAGAUGAUGUUCUAAAUUUGCCGCAGAAUGCAUUUGUGAAAAAAAUGGUGGAUUUUGAAGAGAAAUCGAAAACGGAAAUUGAGAAAUUGAAGACAGAAAAUGAAAAAUUGACCAGAGAUAAAAACUAUUUCGAAGAACGCCUCAAAGUACUAGAAAAAGCAAAUAGGAGUAAGGAAGGAUUAGAUACAGGAAGUUCAACGCAACAAACUAAAGAAACUCCACAGGAAAGUUUACAACUAUCAGACGACAAACAAAGUGACGCAAAAGAUGAAAUGUUGAGAAAGCAAGCAAACGAAAUGGAAGAAAAACAGAAGUCGAGAAAUGAAGAAUUGACUAAAGAGAACAACCGUCUACAGGAACGCAUCUACAUAUUAGAGAAAGAGAACGAAAAUGCAGAAAUGUUGACAAAAGAUAAAAAGGCUUCAGAAAACAUUACCAAAAGUGAACCGGACCGCUCAAGGCAGCGUAAUGAGGAAUUGAUAAAGAAACAAUGUCAACAAGCCAACACCACACGAGAAAAACAAACUGGGACAGAUUAUCCGAAGGAAGCAUUGAGAAAGCAGUGUCAACAAAUGGAAAAUAAAAACCUGGAACUCAUCGAACAGAGGGACGUAUUGCAAGCAGAGAAAGAUACGUUACAGAUAUAUUCCAACCAGAUUAAAGAAGAAAGAGAUGAAUUAUUGCUUCGGCUUAGUAAAUUCGCCGGAGACAAACUUGUUGAUAACAAUCCUGCAAUUACCGACCUGAGUGAUCCAAACCGACCUACGAAGCUUGGAGAGUUUUACAGUGAGAUAUACGACAAUGAAUGGACCAAUGCUUUUGAGGCGUUAGUUGAUGGUGACUACGAUGAAAUAACAGCGAUUGAAACAUUAAGACUGACGCUGCUGAACGUCAUACAAUUCUGUGAGAGCAAAGCUGAUCUUUUGUUACAAAAAGCUUCAGAUGCUGUGAAUCUACUGUUUGAAGAGUAUCGACAGUCGGUUAUGGAAAUUAGAACGCCAUCUCAUUUAACAAUGCCAAAACGACAGGCGCGAGAUGUCGCACAGUUUGUCCGUCGUGAGAAGUCUUCGUUAGAAGAUAUAAAACUACAGCGCAGGUGGGAGCUUAAACCUAAUAAAAUCAAAGGAGAUGCUAAAGCGAGUUCCGAAAAAGUACAGAAAGAAGAACAGUCAAAAUUGAACGCUGAUACUAAAUUGAAGCAGCUGCGAAAAGACAUGGCGUCAUCAAUGGUGCCUAUUGUGCAAAAGGCGUACAUCGAAACAAGCUGGACAAACAGAUGCAUAGAAGAACUAAAACCAUACAUUCUGAAGUGCCUUUACCUAGGCUGGAUGAUGGUGGUCCAGUCGCCACCGCUGGUCCUACAUGAAUUUCCCACCGAAAAAGAGAUAAAAUUUGAUAAAAACAUGUACAAAGAAUACACCGCAUCCGGACCUCUAGUCAGUUACGUGGUUUGGCCAGCGUUGUUGUUAAAAGAAAAUGGACCUGUCGUCUGCAAAGGCGUGGCAGAAGGAAAGAAACCCUAAAACUAGAUGUUUAGGUGUAGUGCUGAUAAAUAGAUGCAUGACUUGCAUGACUUGUGUAAAUGACUUAGCUAACACAAUGUUGGUGAUCUGCGAAGUGUCUCUUAUAUAACGACUUCAUUUUAUGUUUUCGUGUUUUGUCAUACCUAAAAUUAAUAACUUUUUGGCUGAUUAAAUGAAACGCAAUAUGACCAGUGCAGUGAGGAAAAUGAACUUGCCGUGUCUUAUGGAAAAUGACACAAUACACUUUUCCAGCAACAAGAAUUCGGGUCGUAAGUUUGCUUAAGGAAUUCAAAACAAUCAACAUAACUAUACACGACAUUUUAUUGUUUUGCGUGUAACAGUUUUGAUUUUAUUUGUGUUAAAACUUUGAUCUUCAGACCAUGUUGUUACAACAUCUUCAUAAAAUGUGGUGUUGAAAGCCAGCAGUGGAACAUAAUUCUCUUCAUGUUCUAAACCGAUUUCCAUAACAUACAUUUCAUGCCUUUGUGCUUCAUAAUAAUUUCCAUAAUUAAUUUUGAAGAACGAGAGCUGGAGGCUCAGAUAUCAUUUUCAUUCGUUUGAGUUUUAAUCCAAUAAACAGUUAUAUUCAACGUUUUUGUUUAAACACUUGAAGUUAUCUCAUUGCAUAAGUAUUAUUUUAGACAUCUUACAUUCCGAAUCUAGAACUUUCUAAGAGUGAUCUUACUCUAAGCAAAUGUAAAGCAGGCAAAUUUGAUAGUUUUGUCUGUCAUUUCAAAAUAUUUUCACCUCUGUCUUCUAUCAUAAACACUAUAUGCGUUAAUUUUCAGGAAAUAA